CGGACGCACUCAGAACGGCGAGCCUCCUCGUCUCAACGGACACGUUCGCAACGGCCAUGGCUCUCAUCCCGAGUCCACCUCCGACGGGUCCACCACUCCUCUCAACGGCUUCGCGACACCCCUUUCAACGAAUGGGUCCCUCAACGGAGACGCAAAACCCCUCGCGGGCAUGCCCAUCGCCGUCAUCGGAAUAUCCGUGCGCGCCGGCUCCGCCUCAACCCCCGAUGAGUUCUUUGAGAUGCUAUCCCGAGGACGAAGCGCAUUCUCCUCAGAAAUACCACCCGAGCGCUUCAACAACGCCAGCUUCUACCAUCCGAACGCCGGGAAGCUCGGCUGCAUCAACACCAAUGGUGCAUGCUUCAUCCAGCAAGACAUCACCAAAUUCGAUGCACCCUUCUUCAGCAUCACUGAGCUCGAGGCGACUUCGAUGGAUCCCCAGCAACGACUCCUGUUAGAAUGCGCCUUCGAAGCGCUCGACAACGCUGGAAUCCCAAAGCACAAGACGGUUGGGAAAGAUAUAGGUGUCUUUAUCGGCGCCGGUUCUCCCGAAUAUGAGUUCGACCUGUUCAGGGACUCGGAUACUAUGCCCAUGUUUCAAGCAACCGGAAACCACCUGGCCAUGCAAUCCAACAAAAUCAGCCAUUUCUUUGACUGGCGCGGCCCAAGCGUAACAAUGGACACCGCAUGCUCCUCUUCCCUGACGGCGGUUCACUUUGCUUGCCAGAGCAUACGCAACCGCGAAUCCGACGUCGCAUUGGUUGGCGGCUGCAAUCUGAAUCUGAUACCCGAGUUUUUCAUUAAUUAUUCCACGUCCAGACUAUUGGGCAAUGACGGCAAAUCCUUCUCCUUCGAUGCGCGAGGUACCGGAUAUGGCCGUGGUGAGGGAUGCGGCAUGAUCCUCCUGAAGCCGCUUGAUCAAGCCAUCAAGGACAACGACUAUAUCCGAGCCGUUAUCGCCGCGAGUGGUGUCAACCAGGACGGCUACACACCCGGUAUCACGAUGCCAAAUGGAGAAUCCCAGGAAUCCCUCGUGAGAGCAAUCUACCAGAACGCCGGGCUCGAUCCCGCGCAGACCGGCUACAUAGAAGCCCACGGCACCGGCACGCGGGUCGGCGAUCCCAUUGAAGUCACCGCGCUGCACAACGUGUUCAACGAAAAACGAACAACACGGAAUCCUCUCUAUCUUGGCUCCGUGAAGUCCAACAUUGGCCAUCUUGAAUCUGCAUCGGGUAUCCUGGCCGUGAUCAAGACUGCUGUGAUGAUGGACCGAGGCUUCGUCCUACCGAACUACGACUUCAAGCUCGGAAACCCCAAGAUCCCCUUCGCUGAAUGGGGAUUGAAGGUUCCAAUCAGACAGAUGCCAUGGCCGAGAGGCAAGCGCUUCGCAAGCAUCAACAACUUUGGCUUCGGCGGAACCAAUGCACACGUCGUCAUGGAGAGAGCACCAGUUCGGACAAAAAACGACAAUGGUACCUCAGGUUCGAAAGAAGCUCCGGCGAAGAAGCUAUAUGUUCUGUCCGCAGCAGACAAGGUCGCCUGUCAGACUCUCAUGAGCAACUUGGGUGUCUACCUGGAGCAAAGACCCGAGAUGUUCCAGAGAGAUCUCAUGAGCAAUGUCGCCUACACUCUGGGCCAACGCAGAUCCCUUCUGCCAUGGAGAGUAGCCGUCCCGGCCACAGAGUCUUUCGAUCUAGUCGAGAAAAUAUCCAAGGGCACCAUAAAUCCCGUCAAGGAGACCGGCCACAGUCCAAGAAUUGGUUUCGUCUGCACUGGUCAGGGAGCACAGUGGUGGGCAAUGGGCCGUGAGCUAUAUGAACGAUACCCGAUCUUCACUCAAGUCAUCGACGACGCGAGCGCUAUCCUCACCGAGCUAGGUGCACCGUACACUCUGGUGGAAGAACUGAGCCUUGAUGAGAAGACCACCCGGGUUAACCAGGCACACAUCAGCCAGCCUGCUUGCACUGCCAUCCAACUAGCUUUGAUCGAGCUGCUCCGCUCCUGGGGUAUCGUGCCAACCGCCGUCAUUGGCCAUUCUUCUGGAGAAAUCGCCGCCGCAUACGCAGCUGGUAUCUUGUCGGUUCAAUCUUCAAUGGAGAUUGCGUAUCACAGAGGUCGCCUUGUUCCUGUGUUGAAGGAGAGGUAUCCCGACCUGCAGGGUACAAUGCUAGCCAUUGGCUGCGGCAAGGAGGAGAUCGAUCCGCACCUCCAGCAGCUGAGCCAGAGGGAGGCUAGAAUAGCGUGCUACAACAGCCCUCAGAGUUUGACUAUCUCUGGAGACACGCCAGCCAUCGUCGAGCUAUCACAGAUUCUCGAAGAGAAACAGAUUUUCAACAGGAAGUUGGUGAUCGAGACGGCAUACCACUCUCAUCAUAUGGAGUUGAUAGCUGAAGACUAUCUCGAUUCGAUCACACAUCUGCCAGCUCCUGAGAGAUCCGAUGUUCGCUUCUUCUCGUCGUUGACUGGAAAAGAGGCAUCCCACUCGGAACUCGACUCAACCUACUGGGUUCGCAACUUGACCAGCCCAGUCAAAUUCGCUCAGGCCCUCGCGCACCUAGUCGCACCUUCCGGGGGUCAUUCGACUGGAGUUGACAUCAUCGUCGAGAUCGGUCCUCAUUCAGCGAUGCAGGGUCCAAUUAAACAGACCCUGAAGACUGUCGGUGGCGCUGUGGAGAAGAUCCCGUACGCACCAAGUCUCGCCAGAAAGAAAGAUGCCGUCGACACCAUGCUGGACCUUGCCUCGACGCUCUUCUGCAAGGGCAGCCACUUGGACCUCGCAAACGUUAACUUCCCAAAAAUGACCAAGAUGCCGAGCCUCCUAGUCGAUCUUCCCCGAUAUCCCUGGAACCACUCCAACAGCUACUGGCACGAGUCACGCAUCGCCCGAGUGCACAAGAACAGGGAAUUCCCGCGCCACGACAUCCUCGGCACGCUCGCCAACUACUCGAACGAUCUAGAGCCGACAUGGCGAAAUAUCGUCCGCGUAGACGAUCUCCCAUGGCUCCGUCACCACAGGAUCCAAUCCCUGACCAUCUUCCCAAUUUCCGGUUUCUUGGGAAUGGCGAUCGAAGCGGCUGCUCAACAGGCCAAGUCUAAGGAUAUUGAUGUGGGCCAAAUCGAACUCCGCGAUGUAACCGUGCACACGCCGCUCAUGAUUCCGGACGAAAGUGUCGAGUUGACUAUCGCACUGCGUUCUCCACAGGCCGCAGACGUUAGCGUCACCCAGAUGACGAGCAACUUCCUCAUCCACUCGUACUCGGCGAGCAAGGGCUGGACAGAGAACUGCACCGGUACCGUCACCGUGAAGACGAACGAGCUCAACGAAGUGGACGGGCAGGCACAAAUCAAGCGACGUGCAGCAUCUCUUGCAGAGAAGGUCUCCGAAAUCGAGAAGACUACGUUCACGGUGUCGCAACCGCACAUCUAUAAAGCUCUUGCGGAUCUCGGCGUGGCUUACGGUUCGACCUUCCAAGGGCUUACGGACUGCCGUGCGGAUGCGAAACAAGCCAUAGCGACCAUCACCGUCCCCGACACUGCUUCCGAGAUGCCAGAACACUUUGAGACGAAGCAUAUUGUGCAUCCAUCGUUCCUGGAGCAGCUUAUCCAGAUGUACUGGCCAGUCCUUGGUGCUGGGCGGAUUCCUAUUGACGUCGUCUGUCUCCCGGCAUCAAUCGGCAGGCUCACGGUGUCUCCCAAGAUCUUGGAACAUGCCAGUUCCCCAGGGCAGAGCCUUCGGUCCUACUGCACAACGGCGAAGCCGCUCUCGAUCCAGAAGCCCAGCAAGGUUUCCAUGUUCGCCACUGCUGGUGGAGAAGCCAUACUCAGCAUUGACGAUCUGACGAUCGCCCCGCUCCCAUCAACCGACACGGACGGUAACGUCCAGUCUGCUAGGGAGCUGUGCUACAAGCAGGUCUGGGAACCGAUUCUGGAGCCGCUCAAGCAAAGCCAGGACAUCAAAAUAGACAGCCCGCAUACGGAGAAUCUCCUCAAUGGGACCACUCUGCCGACCACGCCAAUCUCGAUUAUUCAUGGGACAUCGCCGUCUCAACUGGAACUUGCUCGAAUGCUGGCUGCAUCAAUCGAAAGCCUUACCAACGCAAAGGUCGACCUUGGUGCACUUGAGGACAUCGACUCUAACGGCAAGCAUCUCCUCUGCAUAACAGAGCUCGACCAAUCCAUCCUCCCCACCCUAACCGGGACCCAGUUGGUAGCUCUACAGACCCUAGUGCGAAGCUCACAAGGACUCCUCUGGGUGACGAGGGGCGCAUAUGGCCAGAACGGCGACCCCACGGCCAACAUGGUCUCAGGACUCAGUCGCGCCAUUCGCUCCGAGAGCAUGUACAAGUUUGCGACCCUAGAUCUCGACGCAGAGAAAAGGCUUGACGAUACGUCCGCCAUUCAAGCAAUCCUCAAAGUCUUCACGACCGUAAUGAGCGCCAGUACCAUUGCCAACACAGAGAUGGAGUUCCAGGAGCGCAAGGGCGAGUUCUGGACACCGCGCAUCCUGAACGACGACGUCGCCAAUGAGUACGUGCAUCGGAAGAUCUUCCCUCCGGCUGUUGAAGAGACCAAGUUCGGCAGCAACGCACGCGCCCUGAAAAUGGCUAUAUCGACCCCUGGAAUGUUCGACUCCCUCCACUUCGUCGAUGACGAGCUACGAGGGAAGGCGCUAGCCGCCGACCAGAUCGAAAUUCAAGUCAAGGCGGUUGCACUGAACGCGAGAGAUGUGUACGCUGCCACCGGCCAGGUCGAUGCUUCAGGAUUGGGAGAAGAGUGCAGUGGUAUUAUCAGCCGCGUGGGAAAGGAUGUAAGGAACUUCGCUGUCGGAGAUCGCGUUGCGGCAAUCGCCCAAGCAGCUUUCGCUACUUAUGCUCGAACGAAUGCGGACUUCGUACUAAAGGUCAGCGCGGACAUCUCCUUCGAAGAGGCAGCAAGCCUACCUUUAGCUCAGUGCUCGGCGCACUAUAGUUUGAUCGAUCUCGCACGGCUAGAAGAUGAAGAGAGCGUGCUCGUCUUGAAUGGCGCAGGCCCCAUGGGCCAAGCGGCGAUUUCCCUAGCUCAAACGAUCGGCUCGACAGUCUUCACGACGGUUGAGACUGCCGAAGACAAGCGUGUCUUGAUGAAGGAGUUUGAGCUUCCCGAAGACCACAUUUUCUACAGCAAAGACGACCAACUCUCCAGCUCAAUCCUCCGAGCAACUGGCAAUCGCGGUAUCGAUGUUGUGCUGAGCAUACAGGCAGAUGCCAGUUGCAUCCAGUCCGCUCUGAAAUGCCUCACCGAGUUCGGCAGAUUUAUCCGCGAAGAGACGGGCGAUUUGUCAAGCAAAGCCAAGCUCGAUUUGUCAGGCUUCAACGGCAACACAGCUUUCUUCUCCUUCGACCUUCACAACCUGGCGACACGCAAGCCCCGUGUGUUGCGGCGUUUAGUUAGCGAUGUGUCUAGGUCCUUGAAAUACGGGAAGUUGAGGCCCAUCCAAGCCGCCAGCGUCAUGUCCAUCGCCGAAGUGGCACAGGCCUUCAAGCUUGCUCGAUCAGCACCGUCCAGCAGCAAGAUCGUCGUUGUUCCGCACCACGACGAUAUCGUCAAGACCACGCCCUCCAGGGAAGUCGUCAGACUGUUCAAAGAGGAUGCGACGUACAUCUUGAUCGGCGGUACCGGAGGCCUGGGCCGGGGCAUGACGAGAUGGAUGGCUGCCAAAGGUGCAAAGCACAUGGUGCUCCUAUCCCGGAGCGGAAGCGUAACCGGACCUGUGAAGACCUUGGUCGACGACUUAGCUCCUUUGGGCGUCAAUAUCGUCGUGCAUAGUUGCAAUGUCACGAAGCGGGCGGAUGUCGAUACGCUUUUGCACACGAAACUGGCGGGACUGCCACCUAUCAGAGGUGUUAUCCACGGAGCAAUGGUCCUCAGAGACAAGCUGUUCGAUAGUCUAGAGCCGAAUGAUUGGACCGAUGUCAUUGAGUCCAAGGUCCAGGGCGCCUGGAACUUCCACAACGCGUUGGAGUCCGUUCCUCUUGACUUCUUCAUCGUGUACUCCUCGUCCGCUGCCGCCAUGGGAGGUCGUGGCCAGACCGCUUACGCAGCUGCAAACGGAUUCCUCGAUGCUUUCGCACAGUAUCGGCGCUCACUCGGCUUGCCCGGCGCGUCGCUCGGGCCAACCGCCGUUUCGGAUUCCGGAUUCCUCUUCGAGAACUCUGACCUGUGGAACGACAUCCAAAGAAACAUCGGCGACAACCGCAUCAGCGAAGCCGAAGUGCUCUCACUGCUAGAAUCCACUCUCGACGGCACCGCAGAGGCAAGCUGCAACAACCAUAUCCUCACCGGGUUGCACCUCGAUCCUCUGAAUCCGCAAUUCUGGGCUACCGACGCCAAGUACAAGCACCUGCGUCUCGCAGCCGAAGCCACAGCCGCUCUUCUCAACGACGGUAGCAAGUCCGUGUCCUGGAACUCAGCGCUCAAAGCCGCUGAGUCGCUGCCGGAGGCCGAACAGGUUGUGUGCGAUGGGCUUGUCGAGAAGAUAGCCAAGACCGUGGGCCUUGAGCCGGAAGAGAUGGAUCCGACGAGAAACCUUUCGAACUACGCCCUGGACUCGCUGACUGCGAUCGAUGUGAGGAAUUUCAUCACCAGAGAGUUUGAGUCGACUAUGCAGGUCCUCGAAUUGCUGGCCAGUGGAACUAUCCAGACGCUGGCAAAGGCCGUGUGCGCGAAGAGCAAGUUGUUGAAGUUUACGGGUUGAGUGAGGAUGAGGAGAUGCUGAAAGAUAAGGAUGUCGGCGCGCGGCCUGCUGCUGCACCCGGCCACCCCUGUCUCGACGGCUUCCCGACGGGUUUCGCGGACAAGUUUCCCCUUCCGCACGUUUUUGCAUGUGACUCUCUCUAGAUUUCCGCUGUUUCAUUGGUGUGGCGUAUUCUUUUGAUCUUUAUCCUUCUGGCUUCGACGAGGAAGGGUCACUUCCGUUACAUAGGU
Molecule: messenger RNA, 6960 nt
Organism: Trematosphaeria pertusa
Lineage: Eukaryota; Fungi; Ascomycota; Dothideomycetes; Pleosporales; Trematosphaeriaceae
Product: putative polyketide synthase
Exons: 4
Coding region: 170-6730 (2186 amino acids)
Biological process (GO): secondary metabolite biosynthetic process; fatty acid biosynthetic process
Molecular function (GO): fatty acid synthase activity; phosphopantetheine binding; oxidoreductase activity
Source: RefSeq, a predicted model, not a curated record